Messenger RNA from Galendromus occidentalis (western predatory mite), 1104 nucleotides. Its product is annotated as neurocalcin homolog. NCBI's taxonomy places the organism in Eukaryota, Metazoa, Arthropoda, Arachnida, Mesostigmata, Phytoseiidae. Gene Ontology annotation, molecular function: calcium ion binding. The transcript has a single exon. Bases 58 to 621 code for a protein of 187 amino acids. The record is from RefSeq and is a predicted model, not a curated record.
GAACAAACGGCUGAUUGUUGCAAACAAACCAAUUUUCAAGUGACCGUGCGAUCGAAAAUGGGGAAGAAUAGCAGCAAACUGUCGCCCGAAGACCUGAAAGACUUCAAGAGCUGCUGUCAUUUCACCGAGAAAGAAAUCACCGAUUUCUAUGCGAAUUUUCACCGAGCCUACCCGAAAGGACGCAUGUCUUCUGAACAGCUGCAGGAGAUGUACGCAAAGCUGUUCCCCGAUGGCAACGCCGACAAGUUUGCAGAGAAUGUGUUCCGCGUGAUUGACGUUGACGGCGAUGGAACCGUCGAUUUUCGAGAGUACUUGUUCUCCAUGAGUGCGACGCUCAGAGGUGAUCCGCUCGAAAUAUUUCGGCGAGCGUUCCUGUUAUACGAUGUUGACGGCGACGGUUUCAUUACCGAGGAGGAGAUGAGUGCUAUAUUCCAGAGUUAUCAUCGGCUCCGCGGUGGUUCCGGUGAGCUCGACCAGAGUGCGAAGGCGAUCAUAAAGCAAUUCGACAAGGAUAAAGACCAGAAAUUGAGUUUCGAAGAGUUCAUUCAGUGUGCUCAAAAAAUUCCCAAAAUCGUGGACCAGAUGAUUUCACAACGGCGGGCAAGCGUUGCGACCAAGUGAGUCGAUGAGAAUUUUACCAGCAUUGCCCCAAACGACCCCGAAUCAUUCCGAAGUCCGAAGCUUAGUUUCCGAGAGAAGCGGGACUAAGUUCUGUUUACAAAUGAGUCGAUCCCGGGGUCAACUCCUUCGGGAGCUCCAGAUGACGGAAACAGAGCGGCGAAAAAAAGGUUAGGCUCGAACUCCGCGGGUACGCUCAGAAUCCCUUCCCGGAUCGAUCGAUCGAUAGAUCAAGGGUCGACAUUCUGGCGAUGAUUAGCGACGUUGAAUGCAUUCAUCGAUUGGAGUGACUUUUAUCGGCUCAAACGAAGGAGUGGCGCUGUUCGGAUCUACUCACAAGCACGGCUGGAGUGUGACUCGGUCACACGAUGCUCAAAUUAUGUCCCGCUGCGAAACAGCGAGACUCCCUGUAUGUGUAAUAUAUUAUUGAAUCCAGACAAUGACCUGUAAUUCUACGCUAUUUAUGAACAAAUAAAUCUAUCUGUU